AAUUAAUUUGAUAUUUUUUUAAAUAAAAAUUAAACGAACCGGAGCGAUGUACAACGGCAGUUGACCCGUGGAAUCCUAUAAAAUGGUUCCAAGCUGAGUGAGUUUCUACCAAAGUCAUCAAUGGCAGAACCCAAUAACAAGGAGCUGCCGGAAGUCAUUGUCCUCGGCAUCCCAUGGUUUCUAAAAUUCUACGGCCAACAAUUCUCCCAAAAUUUCAAACUCCUAAAGCCAUGGGAAUCAUCACUUCCAUUGGAACAAUUCAUAACUACACAUGCUCAAUCCGUAAAGGCCAUGCUUUGCUCCGGCGGGACACGUGUCAAUCCGUCGUUCCUCAGCCAGUUCCCUUCUCUUCGCGUGAUUGUUACCACCAGCGCUGGCCUUAACCAUAUGGAUCUAAGCGAGUGUCGACGUUUAGGAAUCUCCGUUGCUAAUGCGGGUACUAUUUUCUCAGAGGAUGUUGCUGAUUGUGCUGUUGGAUUGUUGAUUGAUGUGUUAAGGAAGAUUACUGCUGCGGAUGGGUUUGUUAGGAAUGGACUUUGGCCUAUGAAUGUGGUCUACCCGCUCAGUUCCAAGGUGGGAGGCAGGAAAGUUGGACUUGUUGGGCUAGGUAGCAUAGGCCUAAAAGUUGCAAAAAGGCUUGAAGCAUUUGGCUGCAUUAUAUCAUACCAGUCGAGGAAGAAAAAGCCUGUUCCCUACCCUUUCUAUCCUGAUGUUCAUCAACUAGCAACCAAAUGUGAUGUCCUCGUCAUUUGUUGUGCAUUGACAGACCAAACUCGUCACCUGAUCAACAAGGAGGUUCUACUGGCACUCGGAAAAGAAGGAAUUAUCAUUAAUAUUGCACGAGGACCCAUAAUCAAUGAGAUGGAGCUGGUUCAAUGUUUGAUGCAGGGAGAGAUUGCAGGUGCUGGCUUGGAUGUUUUCGAGAAUGAACCUAAUGUUCCUGAAGAGCUCCUUUCAUUGGAUAAUGUUGUGCUGUCACCGCAUGUUGCUUAUUUAACUGAGGAGUCUUUUCAAGAUUUAUAUGAACUCAUGUCAGGGAAUUUGGAAGCUUUCUUCUUCAACAAACCUUUGCUUUCUCCAGUUUUGGAUGACUGAGAUACUCUUUUCGACUGAGAGAUCUAUAUAUUGUGUUAUGAUCUUUCAUAUUUAUCACCAUCUCAUUCUGCAGAAGUCGAGUACGGAUAUAUGCAUUUUGUCUCGCUCGACCAAAAAUUUCCUUAACCAUUCAAUGGAUCAAUUAAGCCUUUAUUCCGAGUCAGGAUUUCUUCCAA
Molecule: messenger RNA, 1271 nt
Organism: Capsicum annuum
Lineage: Eukaryota; Viridiplantae; Streptophyta; Magnoliopsida; Solanales; Solanaceae
Product: glyoxylate/hydroxypyruvate reductase HPR3
Exons: 2
Coding region: 121-1095 (324 amino acids)
Cellular component (GO): cytosol
Molecular function (GO): NAD binding; glyoxylate reductase (NADPH) activity; hydroxypyruvate reductase [NAD(P)H] activity
Source: RefSeq, a predicted model, not a curated record